AUGCAGGGGCUACCGGGUGAUGGCGGAGCACAGCUGCAAGCAAAACUUACUGGGAAGCCAGAAGUGGUGCACUAUUGGUGCGCCAAGAAAUCCGAUGAUUUCUUUGACCUGUGGCUCAAUCUCGAGCUGUUCUUACCUGGCGUAAUUGGUUGCUGGGCGGAUAAUAUGAAGUUAGCAUACAAUACAACAACCAACAGAACAUCAGACAUGCCAGGUGUCAUUAUUCGCGUUCCGGGAUUCGGCAACACAAGCACUGUGGAAUGGCUUGAUAACUCGAAACGCUCGGAAGGCAGAUACUUCACAGAUAUUGUUGAAGCACUAGUGCCACUCGGAUACAGGCGUGGCAAAAGCAUUGUGGGCGCACCGCUUGACUGGAGACGAGCCCCGAGCAUGUUUUUUAUUUUUGAAAAUUUUAAAAUCUGGACAAAUCGACAAAAACUUCAUCGAUAUGACCUGAAUAUGAAGGGCAACAGAUCAGAAUUAGCUACUCAGGGCAGAAGGAUCAAGUGCAGAUUAUUUAGAGAAUGGCUUCGAUUUUCUUUGAUAACAAUGAUAUUGGUUGCCCGUGAUGAAUAUGAAACUUAUUACGCAAAUCUAAUACAGCUGAUUGAGGACCUUUAUCGAUACAACGGGCGAAGGAAAGUGUUGGUAAUCGCGCACAGCAUGGGCAAUCCAGUGAUGCUCUACUUCUACAAUAACAUAGUCUCGCAGGCCUGGAAAGACAAGUUCAUCCAUUCGCAUGUAUCGGUGGCUGGCGCUUGGGGUGGUGCUCUGCAGAUCGUCCGUCUUUUCGCUUCAGGUGAACAUCUAGGAUACAACAUGAACCACUACCGCAUUCUGUUGCCGCCGAGUACUCUGCGUGAUAUGCAGCGAUCAUUUACCAGUUCUGCUUUCCUGUUUCCAAGUUACAAUGUCUGGAAUGACUCCGAAGUUGGUCCUUUGUUGUUGCUUCACCCAAAAUAUUCGGUGUUGGCAGCAGUCGGCGACAAAAACUACACGCUGAAAAAUGUGGAAGAAUUUUUCAACGAUAUCAGAUACGAAGUAGGCUUCAGUCAGUAUCAAAACACGGCUCACCUAUUGGGCAAAUUUAGCGCACCAAAAGUCGAGGUGCGUUACGUUUUUAUCAGUGCUCUUUACGUAGUGGAAAAAAGAACUAUUUAA
Gongylonema pulchrum is the source of this 1161-nucleotide messenger RNA. Lineage: Eukaryota; Metazoa; Nematoda; Chromadorea; Rhabditida; Gongylonematidae. The record is from the annotation of a GenBank genome assembly.